ACUUUGGAUCCCGCUGCGUUUCUCUGAACUCAUUCGAGAGUGCGCAGAAGAAGCGUUUGUACAGCAUAUCUACAGUAAGUCAGCUGGAAGUUCUUCAUGGACAUUAACCGCCUGACCUGGAGAUUACAAGGGAAUUACCUUCAGGUGCAACAUUUAAAGAAUUAACUUCAGUACUGAAAGCGUGUGAGCAGCUGCUGCUCCCCAUGGCCGUGUCAAAGUCUAAAAUAGCAGUAGGACUGGCAGUUGUCGGACUUUUAGGAGUUGUUUUGGGGACUGUUCUAGUGUUUGUUGGACCAAUUAUUAUCGACGAUCAAAUAAUAAAGAAUGUAGAAAUCAACCCCAACAAUAAUCUCUCCUACACUAUGUGGAAAGACAUCCCUGUACCAUUCUUCAUGUCCAUAUAUAUAUUUAAUGUUCUGAACCCUGAGGAGAUACUGGCAGGAGAGAAGCCCAUGGUGGAGCAAAGAGGGCCGUAUGUGUACAGUGAAAAUCGUUGGAAAGACAAUAUCACUUUCCAUGACAACAAAACAGUAUCUUAUUAUGAAUAUCGGCAGUAUUUCUUUGAGGAGAGCAUGUCUGUAGGCAAUGAAUCAGAUGUGGUCACCAUCCCAAACAUGCUGGUUCUGGCAGCAUCAGUGAUGUUGGAGAACUUGCCCCUGCCAGUGCUGCAAUUAAUCAGUUUAACCUUCAGUUCUUUUAAGGAGGGUCCUUUCGUGACGAAAACUGUAGGAGAGAUUUUGUGGGGCUACGACAGCAAGUUGUUAGACUUUCUUAACAACAUGUUCCCAAGCAUGAUGCCAUUUAAAGGGAAGUUUGGACUAUUUGUGGAGUUUAACAACUCCAACACUGGGAUGUUUACUGUCUUCACGGGUCAGGAUGACAUCAGCAUAGUUCACAAAGUAGAUUCCUGGAAUGGUUUGAAAAAAGUUGACUAUUGGAAAUCAGAGCAAUGUAACAUGAUCAAUGGUACAGCAGGGCAGAUGUGGCCACCGUUCAUGACUACAGAAUCAACUCUGCCAUUUUUCAGUCCAGAUGCCUGCAGGUCAAUGGAGCUGGUGUAUGAGAGACCAGGAACUAUGCGAGGAAUCCCUGUGUAUCAUUUUGUGGCUCCAAAAACACUGUUUGCCAAUGGCUCAGAUUAUCCUCCAAAUGAAGGUUUCUGUCCAUGCAGACAGUCAGGUCUUCUUGAUGUUCGCAGUUGCAGGCACAACUCCCCUAUGUUCAUUUCCCAUCCACAUUUCUACAAUGCUGAUCCUGCCCUUUUGCAGACUGUCAAUGGACUUAGCCCCAACGAGCAUGACCAUGGACUUUUCAUUGACAUACAUCCAGAGACUGGAAUACCUAUGAAUGUGUCAAUCAAGCUGCAACUUAACCUGUUAAUGAAGAAGGUAUCAGGAAUAAAACAAACUGGUAAAAUAGCUGAAGUAGUGAUGCCUAUCAUUUGGUUUGGUGAGAGUGGUUACAUUGAUGGCCCUAUACUUAACACGUUUCGUAUGAAUCUUGUAAUUUUACCUAUGGUGAUGGAGUAUAUGCAGUACAUCUUCAUCGCACUUGGACUGGGCUGUAUCGUAGGAGCAGUGGCACUGCAGCUUAGUAAAAAGGGAAGCAAAAAAUUCAUUAAUCUUGACCCAACUUACACCGAAAAAAAUUCUGUAAGAGAUUCAGAUACAAAGUAGGACUUUCUAGGCCUGCACACAUCCCUGAUCUCAGGACAAUGGUAAAACUCAUUUGGUACAAAACAUCGCCUAUUACAGCGAGUCCUCUGCUUUUACAGGACUGAAUUUCUUCUGUGCUAAAUCUAUGAUGCACAAGGAAUUGAUGGCGGUGUUUUUAUUUGUCUGAUCUCAUAAAAGAGUCAAAAAACUUGUCAAAGAAACUGAGUUUUAAACAUUGUGUACUACUUUAAUUUUUAUGGUAGGCUGUGUCUGUAUGUCUGUGUUUAGACGUUUAAGUAAUGUAUAUUUAGUGGGAAGCACUCUUCUUUAUUCUGGGAUUACCUGGGUGGGAUGCACUUAUUCCAUUUUGUCAAUUUAAUUAUCCAGGUCUGCAAAUUGUUUUAUAGAUUUUUCUAGCCAUAUUUUCCUUAAAAGCCAUAUAUAACUUUGCACUUCAAUUUAAAGUAGAUUUACGAAAGGGCUCUAUGUAUAUCGACUAAAUGCAACGGGGGAAGAGAGGACAAAAAAAUAAUGCUUAGAUUUAAUUUGAAUGCCUUUUAGCUUUGAAUAUAGUGUGCAAUAUGUACUGUAUACUGUAUGUGUAUGGAUACAGUUUGUGGUGGCCAAUUCAUGAAUUAAAAUUAUUCCUUAUGCUCUCAAAACCACUCUCUCACAAUUUGAGCCCUGGUAUAACUGGGAUACUGUGGUCAUUUGGUACAUCCAGGUAGUCGGGUUACUUCAUUCUAUUGACACAUACCUUUGCUGAGCUCGAGCAACUGAAGCAACAUCAGACCUCAGAUCAUAACACUGCCUGCAGAUGCUUAUACAGUUGGCACUAUGCAGCAUGGGUACAUCGUUUCAUGCGUUUCACUUCUUACCCCGACACUCCCAUAGCUGUGAAAUAAUAGGCUACACCUGGACGCAUCAGACCAGAUCCAUCUCUUAUUGCUCCAGAGUUCAAUAUUUACACUUCCUAACAAAUGUAGGAUUUUUUAAUUAUUAGCUUUACUACGCUUACUUUUAAUAUUAAACAUAGCUGUAGUGUCUGAAUUUUUGACCUAUGCAAACUAUGCAAAGCAUUAAAGUGAUCUCCUUUCAUGAUUUUUUUUUUUACCAUUUCUUCCACAAAGUUGACACUUCAGCACAAUCCUUACGGUUUUUAAUAAUGCAUUGGACAGUUCAUCACGCAAUUUCAGUAAUUUGGAAAAGAAACUGAGUUAAGUUUAAUUUAUUUUUUUUCUUUUAUAAGACAAAGAAGGGAGCAAAGAGGAAGGAUACAGAAGAAGAAGAAAAAGCAAGGGAGGUGAGCAAGAAGGAAAAACGGCAGAACGUAAAAAAAAGGACAAG
Clarias gariepinus (North African catfish) is the source of this 3002-nucleotide messenger RNA. It is a transcript of the gene scarb1, whose product is annotated as scavenger receptor class B, member 1. Lineage: Eukaryota; Metazoa; Chordata; Actinopteri; Siluriformes; Clariidae. The record is from RefSeq and is a predicted model, not a curated record. Bases 204 to 1676 code for a protein of 490 amino acids. Gene Ontology annotation, cellular component: caveola; cytoplasm. The transcript is spliced from 13 exons. Gene Ontology annotation, biological process: cholesterol efflux; recognition of apoptotic cell; cholesterol import. Gene Ontology annotation, molecular function: scavenger receptor activity; lipid binding; low-density lipoprotein particle binding.